AUGAAGAACAUAUAUUCUAUUCUGAUACUUCUUCUGCAACUUUUAUGUUUUAGCCUCAACACCAAUCUUUCCCUUGGAGGAAACACCAUUUCUGUGAAUGGAUCUGCUUCUUCAGGCAAAGCAAUUAUCUCUUCAGGUGGAAACUUUGAGCUUGGUUUCUUCACACCAGGCGACUCUCCCUACUACUACAUAGGCAUAUGGUACAAGAAAUUAAACAUGCAAACAGUAGUUUGGGUAGCAAAUAGGGAUAAACCACUUGAUGAUCAUGCUGUUGAUGCUAACUUGAUAAUUAGUCAAGGUAACCUGGUGCUUCUUGAUAGACAUAAAAACUCAAUUUGGUCUGCACUUGCUGGAAACAUCAAUCAAAAUGUUUCAGUUACUGCAGUUCUUCAUGAUGAUGGAAAUCUGAUUUUGAGUGAUACAGCAAAGGCAUUAACACCCUUAUUACUUUGGCAAAGUUUUGACUACCCAACACACACAUGUUUGCCUGGUGCUAAGCUUGGAUAUGACAAACGUACACAAAGAAAACAGGUUUACGCUAAAUGUGGGGCAUUUGGAGUUUGUGAUCAUAAAGCUAUUGCAACCUGCAAUUGUUUGAGUGGUUUCAAACCAAGAUCAGAUAGAGAAUGGAAUUCAAAUGAUUAUUCUGGUGGCUGUGUAAGAGACCAAAAGGUGCAGUUUAAUGCAAUUACAAAAGACACAGAUAGUUCAUGGAUAACUUCAAUUAUAAGAGUACCUGCUUCUCAAAAUACUAAUAUCACAGUUGGGAAAGCCUCACAGUGUAGAUCUGCAUGUUUCGCCACUUGCUUUUGCACUGCUUAUACUUAUGAUGAUUCUGGUACCUGUUCCAUCUGGGCAGGGGAUCUGUUCAAUCUGCAGCGAUUCAGCAAAAAUGAAAUAGAAAGGACUAUAUUUGUCAAACGUGGCUCACCUGAAGAUCAAACUAAAGCUAAGAAAUUGAUGAAGCUAAAAACAAUUCUUUCGUCCAUAAUAGCUUUGAUGAUUCUACUCAUAGGCAGCUUUAGCUACAUUUACUAUAGAAGAAGGAUGGCAAAAAAAAGCAGGUAUUUGAUGAAUGAAUCUUACUCUGGAAGAUAUUUUCUUUUAUACCAUUUUGAACUUAAUUUCAAAGGUCAUUCUCAAUCAGAUAAAAGUAAAGGUACUCAAGGGGAACAUAUAUCUCUUUGGCACAAAGCUGAAGGAGAAGCGAAAGUGUUGAUGAAUGAAAACAGUGAUGAAGCUAUUGAUGUUCCAUACUUUCACUUGGAGACCAUUUUGGCUGCUACAGACAACUUCUCAAAUGCAAAUAAGCUCGGACAAGGAGGAUUUGGUCCUGUUUACAAGGUUAGAACUUCAUUCCUACAUCUAUGUGGACUGGCAUGACCGCAUUGACCUAUA
Messenger RNA from Solanum stenotomum, 1398 nucleotides. Its product is annotated as receptor-like serine/threonine-protein kinase SD1-8. The transcript has 3 exons. The coding region runs from base 1 to 1383 and encodes 460 amino acids. The record is from RefSeq and is a predicted model, not a curated record. Gene Ontology annotation, biological process: recognition of pollen. NCBI's taxonomy places the organism in Eukaryota, Viridiplantae, Streptophyta, Magnoliopsida, Solanales, Solanaceae.